This is a messenger RNA of Arxiozyma heterogenica, 393 nucleotides long. RefSeq names its product 40S ribosomal protein uS8 RPS22A (gene RPS22A). The transcript has a single exon. Gene Ontology annotation, molecular function: structural constituent of ribosome. The record is from RefSeq and is a predicted model, not a curated record. Bases 1 to 393 code for a protein of 130 amino acids. Gene Ontology annotation, biological process: translation. Gene Ontology annotation, cellular component: ribosome; cytosolic small ribosomal subunit. Lineage: Eukaryota; Fungi; Ascomycota; Saccharomycetes; Saccharomycetales; Saccharomycetaceae.
AUGACCAGAACUUCUGUCUUAGCUGAUGCCUUAAACGCCAUUAACAACGCUGAAAAAGCCGGUAAGCGUCAAGUUUUAAUUAGACCAUCCUCCAAGGUCAUCAUUAAGUUUUUACAAGUUAUGCAAAAGCAUGGUUACGUUGGUGAAUUCGAAUACAUCGAUGACCACAGAUCUGGUAAGAUUGUCAUUCAAUUAACUGGUAGAUUAAACAAGUGUGGUGUUAUCUCUCCAAGAUUUAACGUUAAGAUCGGUGACAUUGAAAAGUGGACUGACAACUUAUUACCAGCUAGACAAUUUGGUUACGUCAUCUUAACCACUUCCGCUGGUAUUAUGGACCACGAAGAAGCUAGAAGAAAGCACGUCUCUGGUAAGAUCUUGGGUUUCGUUUACUAA